UCCGGCAGUCGGCACCGUGACUGUGAGAUUGGGCACCAGAGGGCCUGCUGGGCCUUUCCACGGGGGGGCCCCGGUGAGGCCCCACAUGCUCGUCGACAGCGCCCUUCGGCCCUGCCCUUCAUUCUCGCUGUGGAGGGAAGAGGGCAGGCUGACAAACAGACGGUGGGUCCGUGAGGACUGGGCCUUGGUUCAGUGCUGGGAGGGCUGGUCCUGCCCGCUGUGCUUUCCCGGGCUGCUGAGAUGACGGGGGCAUCUCUCCUCCCUCCCGGCCCAUCUGCCGCUGCCCCAGGAGGAUGAGGGUGUCAGGUCUCCAAACGAGCCUUACCCAAUGACAGAGCCUCAGACCUGAAAGAAAUCGGGUUAAAGAGUCUCAUACAGAAGUUACUCUGAGCAACUGAAGCCCAUUUCCCAGAAAUGCAAGGAUAACUUCAAACGGCUGGUACAGCCCAAGUUCCCAGGGAGGAAACCCGUCCUCAGGAGGUACCCUGGGCGAGGGCUGGCCUGAUGGGCAAGGGCAGGAGGGAGCUGGGCGGGUGGCCAGGGCAGCAGGUCUGGGGUGGGGUGGGGACAGAUUCGCCAGCGUCCCCUCGGCAGCCCAGUUCUCAGCCUGCAUCAGCUGCUCCCGCUUCUCCUACUGCUUCGUUGACGUGAGCAGGAGUUGUGGGCCAGCUUUCAGGUUAGCGGCUGGCUGGUGUCCUCCCUGGGGGAGAGCUGGGAGCCAGGCUGUAAUCUGUCCCAUUAGCAGUUGGCAGCUCCCAGCCCGCUUUUUCACCUGGACCGGCUCCGUGCUGACAUCGCCGGACCCGCUGUGACGCUCCUGGAUGCGGGCCACGUGCGCUGUUCGCUCCCCCUUGCCCCGUGUGGGUGGCCUUGGCGCCAGCGGGCAGGGCUGAACCUCUCACACCGUGAAGCCUGUGACCAGCUCCAAGAACCGCUGCUCCCAGCGAGAGCCGCUCUGCUCCCUGGCGCGUUGCAAAGCACAGAGCUGUCGGGGAGCUGAGCCCGGCUCCAGCCCAGAAAACAGUCAUGAGUAGCCUGUGCUGUGAGUAAAUGUUCCCGGGGCUUGAGACACGAGCUGAAUGGAAUUGCGAUGGUCACACCAGCUACCUUUAACACACUCCGGGACAGGCAUUGGGCCAAACCCUUCGAACUCGUGCCCUCUCUUAAUACAACAGCCUGGGAAGGUAGAUGUUGGUCCCUUUUUACAGUUGGAUAAUCCUAGGGUCAGAGAGGCGAAAUAACCGGUGCAAGAUCACGCAGGCCACAUGGCAGAGCUGAGACCACACCCCGGAGCUCAGCUGCUCCCCACACCUGCUGGGCUGCACGACGACUGGACACGGAGCCGGCGUGUGCCCGGGGUGGGCUGCGGGUGCUAAGCCCACAUCUGCCGUGGAUUGUUCGUACAGAGCUCUGCACUUGUGGCUGCAGGGCUGCUGUGCUCCCGUCCACGGCCCGUCUGUAGCACAUUCACCAUCGCAGCUUCGGGCCUAUUUUCCACGGAGGCGCCUCUAGGUGCUUAACUUCCUCUGCCAGCUGCCUCUGCCUACUGUUUCCCAUUCCCGCUUUAAGACCGUCAGAGAAUACUGAAAACCUUGGCUGGGGCCACACGCGCCGCACCGUCCUUUUACUGCUCCUUUCUUCCCCAGCAUUUAUAUUAGAGAGCUGCUCCACUCACUGGAAAUUGCUCCCUCCCCCCGGGCCGGUCACUGAGCCGAGAUCAGGGCACAUGGAUAUGUAGAAACAGAUGUUUGGGGCUCCCAGUCCUGGUCUCUGUAAUCAGUGCGGCCUGGUUCCUCCUUCGGUUUUCAAGGGCCUUAGGGAGAUGCAGGACGGCCCAGCGGAAAGGGCACCGGACGAAGUAGAGGCUGAAGCUGCCCUGGUGCCUAAAGAGGUCCCAGCCUGGCGCUCAAAGGCAUGGUCUACACUGAGACCAAGGCCACCCGGUCCCUAACGCCCCAUGGGUUCAGCUGGUGGGACCUCGCCGACCACCUCCCAUCCGGCCGCCGGGAUCCCAUCGCUUCCCCCGGAUUCCAACGCUGCGUCCUCCCCGCCCCAACUCCGUGCCCCGGCACCCCUCCCCUUCCUCCCGCCGACACGGCGGCCGGGCUUUCCCGCCUCCCGGCCCCGAAUCCAAUCCCGGUUUCCCCGCCCCGCCCCCAGCUCUCGGCUGGGCCGCCCCGCGCGCCGUCACCGCCGCCGUCACCGCGCGUCGGCAGCAGCCCGCGCGCGCCCGGCCACGGGGCUCGGCUCCGGUGCGCGGCUCCGGCCGGGUAGGCGGGAGGGAGCCGAGGACAAUGCGCCCCGCGCCCGGCGCCCCCCGCGCGGCCCCGCCCCCCGCCCGGCUGCAGCCCCGGUUCCCGCGCGGCCGGAGCGGCUCGGGCAGCAGCAGCGGCGGCAGCGGCGGCGACACCGGCAGCAGCAGCAGCAGCAGCAGCGCGGGCGCCGAGCGGGAGGACGACGACGAGAGCGCCAGCAUCAGCAGGCCGCUGGUGCCCGCCGGGCCCCCGGGGAGCGCCGCCGCCUCCUGCGCCUCCACGCCCACCUCCCCGCGUAGCAUGACCGCCGCCGACCUGGGCGCGGGCGCCGUCGCCGGGGCCGUCGGGGGCGCAGGCGGCGCCAGCCCCGGCCCCUCCUGCCGUUUGUGUUGCUGCUGCUGCGGUCGCCGGGCUCGGCCGGGCCGCGGCGGUGGGCGCCGCGGCUGCACCCCCGGCCCGGGCUGUCGCUGGGGCUACCAGGCGCUGUCCGUGGCGCUGCUGCUGGCGCAGGGCGGCCUGCUGGACGUGUACCUCAUCGCUGUCACCGACCUGUACUGGUGCUCCUGGGUCGCCACCGACCUGGUGGUCGCGGCGGGCUGGGCCAUCUUCUUCGCCAAGAACAGCCGGGGCCGUCGGGGCGCCGCGCACACCCACCACCCGCACCACCCGCACGCCGCGCCCCUGCACCUGCCCGCCGCCCCCGCCGCCGCUGCCGGGGCUGCGGGAGCCAAGGCGCGCGGCGGCCGCGGGGGCGCGGGCGGCCUGGGGCCGGCGGGGGCGGCCGGCGCGGCCGGCGAGUUCGCCUUCGCCUACUUGGCCUGGCUCAUCUACUCCAUCGCCUUCACGCCCAAGGUGGUCCUCAUCCUGGGCACGUCCAUCCUGGACCUCAUCGAGCUGCGCGCGCCCUUCGGCACCACGGGCUUCCGCCUCACCCUGGCGCUGUCGGCGCCGCUGCUCUACUGCCUGGUGCGGGCCAUCGGCGAGGCGGGCGCCACCCCCGGCUCCGCGGGCCCCCUGCUCCUGCAGCCCCAGCGGCACCGCGCCGCCGGCUGCUUCCUGGGCACGUGCCUGGACCUGCUGGACAGCUCCGCCCUGGUGGAGCUGAUGCUGGACGGCCGCGCGCCGCUGCCCGCGCACCUGCGCUACCUGCUUCUCGCCGCCUACUUCCUCGCGCUCGCCUCGCCGGUGCUCUGGCUCCACGAGCUCCACGCCGCUGCCGCCUCGCCCCGGGGCCGGGCCUCGCGGCCGGGAGGCUGCAGCCGCCUGCUGCGCCUGCUGGGCGGCUGCCUCGUGGACGUACCCUUGCUGGCGCUGCGCUGCCUGCUGGCCGUGAGCUACCAGCAACCGCUCUCCGUCUUCAUGCUCAAGAACCUCUUCUUCCUCGGCUGCCGCGGCCUGGAGGCCCUGGAGGGCUGCUGGGACAGGGAGACCCCGGCGUUCCCGAGUCGGGCUCGGGCAGGCUACGGCGCUCCGCCCUCCGCCCCUUUGGUGCCGGGAGCCCCCCAGCUGGGCCACUGCAUCUCGGAGGACGAGGGGGGCGCCCACGGCUACGUCAACACCCUGGCUGUGGCGUCCCAAAACUGAGGGGUCUGGGGGCUUGCUCUGGAGUUGGGAGACCCCGCUCCCUGUCCUGCGACCUUCCCUCACCCAGACUGGAUCAGCCUCUGUUUGGGGGAGGUAACUGUAAACAGGGCUGAGAGCCAGCGCGCCCCUCUGAACCCCUUGGGUCAAGACUGCUUGGAAGGAGCCAGCCGCUAAGGAGAGGGAGGAGGGUCGCCGGCUCUCUUCUCCUCUCGACGCCCUUCCCCAAUCCUUCUCUCCAGGGGCGGGGCACCUCUGCUUCUUGCUUCUCCCACCUCCUCUGAUUCCUCUCCCUUGCAGGGCAGAAUGGAGGAAAGGGGGGCCCAGGGCCUUCGGCCACCCACCUUGCUUGGACGUGCCAGCUUCUUUUAGGCUGUGGUUAGUGGUCCUUGACCCACACCUUGAAAUGACCCAGAAUCCCAUGCUCCCCUGAUGUGUCCAUUGCAUUUCUUCCAGAUGGUAGAUGCAAAGUCUGUGUGUGUGUGUGUGUGUGUGUGUGUGUGUGCGCGCGCGCACAUGCGUGCGCAUUCACGCGUGUGUUGUUUCCUUGUGUCCAACCUGUGCCCCUCACAAUCAGUAGGAGAUCUGGGGUGGCCCGGUGCUCCCCACCACACACUCCUCAUUCCUACCUGGAUCUGUGGCCAUGAACUCCCAGACAGAGUUGGGCUCCUGGGGGCUGCCCAGUGGCCCUCCUCUGAGGGAGACGCUCACCCAGGACCUUCCUCGAUGCCACUCCUUUCCUCUCAGCUGGGGGGAGGGGAGGGUCCAUACUCCAAGGACCAAACUACACCUUUUCUUGGGUGUUACUACCUCCGCUUUCCACUUGUGUCGCAUCACACACUGAUGCUGCUUGCAAAAACUAAGGACAAAUACUCAGAUGUUGCAUUCAACGUGGCCACUGGAUCCAGCUGGGGUUCGGUGCCAGUGUUAUUACAGGGUCUGCGGAGGGUCAGCCAUUGGCCGCCCUCCCUCUCUCCCUCCAAAUGUGCCCGUAGCUCCUGUCCUUCCUGCAGCUGGUCGCUGGCUGGGUCAUCUUGGCUCAGAACGGCUUUGGUGGGGUUUCUGGAUAGAAAACCAUGUGAGCUGGGCCUCCCAUGGGCCCACAGGAGUAGGAAAUCCACCUCCCCACCUGUCCUUCCUUUAGGAAGCAUGGUAUACAUGAGAAAGGGCGGUGGUGACCGUUGUCCUCUGCUCUGGUCACGGGAGCCUCUAGGGAAAAGCAGGCUGCGUGGAGUAGGGUGGCUACGCCCCACCUGGCCCAGCCUCCCUCCCUAGUGACAGGUCACGUCCAGGGGCUGCCCACGUACAGGCUCGAUGUGGGACCUCUCGGCAUCUUUGAGGCAGGAUGAGUAUUUUGGGGGGAGGUCAGAGUGCAGGAAGAGUUGAGAGCCAGGCCAGGGGUACCUACUCCCCUCCACCCUGCGGGAGGAGGGGGCUGGGGGAGGUUGUAGGAAUCUGUUUCCCUCCCUCCCUGUGCCUGGGGAGCUCCGUGUGGUGUAAUAAACUCUGGCCAGAGGGUCAGAGGUCAUGGGUUGUGGCUUUGACUGUCACCCACUAGCUUCAGUGACACGUGACUUCCGCUUUCUGGGCCUCCGUUUGGCACUUGGGGCUCUUCUCUCUCAAUUUCUUGGGGGCUGUUGACAGAAGACAGACACACAGACGGGGCUGAUGGCCUGAGCCUCCCUGCUCUCACGGGUGAGGGGGCGGGGAGGGAGGAACAUGUUUGCACUCGAUGUCCCUGCUCCCAGCCCCUUGCCCACCAGGUCCAGGAUCAGCUGGUUGGAUUUUGCAACUAAUUGUUCUUUUCCUGCCUUCUCUCCUCCCCAGGACCCCCCUUCUUGCCCUUUGAAUUCCAUGUGGUCAAAGUUCUGGGGCCCAGAUUCUGGGGGGCCCAGGAACUGCUCCCUCUGUUCCCACACCCUCUCUCCAGCUUUGCUGUUUCUCUGCUACCUAAUCUCAGCGACUGAGAAGGACUUUGUGUCCGAGCCAUGGCCCCAGGCCGGCCCCCUGCCCCACCCCCUUCUCCUGUUUGGACGGCCGUCUCCUGCUGAGUGACCACUGCUGCGACACCUCCAGGGUGCCCGGUAUUCUGGUGGGAGGCUGCGGUGGGUUCCGGUGGGCUGCGCUUCCCGGCACCCGGCUGGUCUGGCAGAGGCCAGGCCUGUUCCGGUCCGGCUGCCAGGCGCACUCACCGCGGGACAGGCGUCCUCCUCCCGCCACUUGCUGCCAGCACUUGUGCUCAGGGCGUCAGCCCCUUCCUUCUGGUGUGUUUUUCUUGAGUCCUUUUACUUACUUCCCUUGCCUCAUUCACAAAAAGAAAUGCCCCGAAAGUUUCAUUUUUCUUGUUUUCUGGGAACACCUGUAGCGCGGGGUCCAACCAGAGAUGCUGUGGUGUGUCUAGCAUCCCCGGGCCCGCGCCCGCGCCCACCGUGCCGGUCACGGAGAAGAAGCUGGGCAUGGGUCCCGGGCUGCCCGCCUCUAACGUUGGGCAGGUCAGGCCAUCCUCCCCUGAGCCUUGGACUCCUUAUCUUUUUGGAAAGGGCUUGGGCCAGACCUUCUCUAAGGACGGCUCCGAGCCCAUGAGUUUUCGUGGAAGAGAGCGAGCUGGCAGUCAGAGCCUGGAGGACGGAAGUGGUACCUCGCUGGCAUUUAUCACGUUCUUUUCUCCUUCUCUUUUUAAAAAUAAAACCAGCUUCUGUUCUGAAAAUAAAAAACUUGAGACUUGUGA
Molecule: messenger RNA, 6564 nt
Organism: Aethalodelphis obliquidens (Pacific white-sided dolphin)
Lineage: Eukaryota; Metazoa; Chordata; Mammalia; Artiodactyla; Delphinidae
Gene: TMEM121B
Product: transmembrane protein 121B
Exons: 2
Coding region: 2295-3839 (514 amino acids)
Source: RefSeq, a predicted model, not a curated record